UGUGCAAAAUUGAUGGAUGAAUAAGAAAAAGACUUGGAUGGACAGGACCACAGUAUGGCACAGCUUAAUGGGGUCAAUCUACAUGGGGAACUUUUCUGAAAACUGUUGGUGACAGUGAUAUAAACAGUGCAUGUGCACCAGCAUGAUGCAGGCUCACAAUACUUUGGCUAACUUUACAGGAAGAAUUUAAACCCAGCCAAUAUUUCAUGUUUGUCGAAGCACAGAACAUGGAAACAGCAGAAUCAUGUGGUGCAGGGAAAAUUAUGAAGUCUUACAGUGCAGCAGAUGUUGCAGUUACCUUAUCAUCUUUCAUUUCACCAAAAGAAAAUGAACUGGGCCACAGGGUGUUAUCUUUACCAACUUCAAAAGAGGCCUGCCUGUUGGACCCACCCUCUCCUCUAAGACUAGCUGAUGUGCCUGAACAUACUUCAAAUGAUUCCUCCACGCAUGCCAUUUCCCUUACAUCUUGUGUUACAAAGGGUGUGAGUUAUUUGUCCGUACCAGAGGAUUCUGACAAAGCCCCAUUCAGGUAUAUGGAGCCCAAAGGCAUUUCGGCGCUGUCUGAUGAUUGUUUGAUGCAGCAGAGCAGAACCUGUUUGGGCUGCUUCAUUGAGUCAAAAGAAAGCAUUGAUGCAGAACCUGGAAUAAGCAUGAAAAUAGGUGACAUGAACAAGGAUUGUGACACCUGUUCGGUCUCUGAUAUAGGGAUUCAGUGCAUGAGUACAGGAGAAAGUGCAAGAUAUGGGGAUCAGCUGCUUUCAGACCAACUGUUAAGCUUUACUGUGCACAAAUCUAGGACUACAGACAAAAGAGAUGUGGAGAAAUCUGACAGUGAGUCGGAAGAUAUUACUCAAAAACAUUACUACGAAGGAUUACUGCUGGACAAAUGCAACGGAGAGGAAGCUUUACUGUCGAAUCCUAGCCAGGAUUGGGCUUAUUUUGAGUCUUUUAUUAGCGAAAGCAAAAUAGAACUGCUCGACCUGUGCUCAAAAAAUGAGCUUUCAGUCAAUCUUUUUGCAGAGGAAGAGGUGGACAAUUACAUGUUUGAUGAUGAAUCGACUCUCAGCAGCGAUGUCUGCUCUUUAAAGAUUAGGUACGAAUCCUUUCAAGACAAUGUCAGGGAAAAGACGAAUGUACUUCAGGAAGAAGCACAGUUAAGCUUUUUUCCUAAUGUCAUCUCAAACUGCACAAAAAAGGAAGGCAAAGCGUCCAUGAAAAUGAACUCAGAUCCAUCACAAAUCAAAUCUGAUGAGAUUGACAUCUGGGAUGAAGAUGACCAAUCGGAAGAGAGGGCGGGAAUGCAAAAAUAUGGUAGCACAGUGGAUGUAAAGCUGUAUGCAACUUCUAAAAGAAAUCAUUUCUUUGAAGCAAAUCAUUCUGUAGAAGAUUCAGGAGAGUAUAGUGAUGACAGUUAUGGAACAGAUUCCUCUUAUGACACCAUUAAAGGGAACAUGGAUAGUAUUAGGUAUCUUUCGAGACAAAAUGCAAAUUGCUCUGGUCAACUAAAUUAUGCUUUGCGUGCCAAAAGGAAAGUACGGUAUAGUGAUGACUACUUGUACGAUGUUGACUCCAUAGAAAGUGAAAAGAUUUCCGGAAAGAAAGAGUGGCCGGCUGAUGGUCCUAAGAAAGAAGAUGAUGAUGAAUGGUGCCCACGAAAGCGCCGAAAGUCAGCUCGGAGAGGACCGCCGGUUAUUAUUAAAUAUAUAAUCAUCAAUAGGUUCAAAGGUCAAAAGGAUAUGCGAGUGAAAGUCAGUAAAAUUGAUGCUACCCAGACAAGUGUCAAUUUGACUGCUGAAGCACUAGGUAAAUAUGAAAAACUUGCACCUUUAAAAGAAUUUUGGUGCCAAAAACAAUCUAAGCAUCUGUUGUCAGUGCCUACUGAAAGAAGGAAGAGGCUGCAUUUAAAUAGUGCAGUGUCUAAUGUGUUUCUUUCUCAUCCUGCCAAGAGGAAAAGCAAACAAAUUGCAAACAGACACAGGGCACGUAGAGUUCGACUUGAGUUGGGACCCAACAAGCAGAUUGCAUGCUCUUUUGACCCGGCUGAAACGCAAAGGCUGACCUGUGCUGAUAGAGAAGAGGUGGACUUUGCCGAUGCCCAGACAGUUGCAAUAGAAAUCCCUAGCUGUGCAAAUGGCUCGUGUUCCACCAACAUUACAUCAGGGACUGUUUCAAUGAGAAGCAAAUCGCAAGGAAAGUUUGACAACAGAGUAAAGGAGAAAGGCAGGCUAAAAAGACUGAAAUUAAAAGCAGAAGCCAAACUGAAAAACACCAGCAAAAAGAUCAAGAUGGCAGUAAAUAAUGACUUUGAGACAAUGACAAAUGCAAGUGAAAUGGAUUCAGCUGUAACGAGACAGAGUAGUUCAGGUAGCCUUCUGACUAAUGCCAUUCAUUGUGUCCCAGACAACUCCCAUUUAUCUAAAUCGUGCCAUGCAAAGGCUGUUGCUAAGAAUUCUACUUUUUCACCCGCCACCUGCUCUUCUGAGAAGACUGUGCCAUCUGCUAAUGCUGCCUCUACUGUGCAAGUAAUCCCUGGGGGGUAUUUGCAGACACUGCUGGAUGCAUCCGAUUCCAUAAACCAUACUGGGCUCUCCUACUUCCCACAUCAUUCUGUUGUUGCUUCCAAGCAACUGAAUCAUUUCAACCCUUCAAACCUCACGCAAAGUUGUGUAAUGUCCCCUCCCUCUGAAUCCGAACAACAACAGUCCCCUCUUUAUCAGGAAGAUAAACAAAGCUUUGAAAAAUUGUGGCAUGCAAAACAGGAGUAUUCAGCUGUUGGCAGAGCACCUGCCAUUCUGUCGACUAGCAUGGUUGGUGUAGUAUCACUACCAAUAGAAGGCACUAAUCUUUCAAGAACCAUUAAUGACAAUUAUCAACAAAUAGAAAUACAGAGUGAUGAACUUGUGCUUAGCAAGAAUUAUUCCCAUACCCAGCCAUUGCAGUCAAAUACCAGCUAUCAAUCAUGCAUAAUAGAAGACAGUGAUGGCAAUUUUCAGCUCCAUCGAGAUUCAGUAGCUCCAGAUGACACCAGACUCAUCAGUUUUGAUUCAGUAGGUUCUUUGUCAGCAAGCACCAAUAAUUUUAGCUCUUUAAGUUUGAAGUCAUGUGAAAAUGAUGGUGAGGAUGAUAUGAGUGAUGACUUUUUAGCCCAUUGCAGCCCAAAGCUAGUAAUUCAGCAAAGUGUUGAUGAAGUUGCACCUCUAAAGGAAUCUGCUGAUCUCCUUGACAUUUCAAACUUUACUCCCGAUCGAUUCAGGCAAGUGACACUGUCUGAAAUUUCCCCACCAAUUACACCCGACCUCUCACCGGAAAUGGUGGGACCAGAGGCCAAAACAUCAGGCAAACCCAAAGACUUUCAGGAGCAGGCUCAAACAAUGCUUGGAGAUGCAAAUAAAAUGAAAUGGGGCUCAGUACCCCAGACACAUGAUCAAUCAACUGAGACAUUUAUUUUGAAUAAUCAUCAGUUUCAAUUUCAUACCUUUAAUAGCGAAGAUACCAGUGAGAUGACUGAAACAAGCCCAUUUGAAAAACAAGCUGGCAUGCUGAAAUUAAACAACAGUAAUAGGGGACAAAAAGCUAAGAAGAAAAGCACCUCAAGUAAGCAUGUGGGCCCAAACCAAAGCGCAAUCCCAAAAGGUGCAAAAAAACCAAGGAAGCCAAAAUCUGCUAAAGCUACCGAGAAAACUCAAAACAAAAGUAAUUCGCGUCAGAAUCCUGGCACUUCCAAAAACUCGAAAAAAUCAAUCAGUGCAACGCACGCUAAAAGGAAUGAUCAGGCACAGCUGCCUUCAGCUAACAGCAAGUCAUUGGAUGCACUUGUUAAUAAAAACAGCAUAUCACCUUGUGUUCAGCUGCUUAAUGAGACCCUUCCACACCGUGGUCCUGCCGCUGUACGGGGUAGAAAACAAAAUGGGGGAAAUAGUACCUGGCCUUUGAGUAAAAAGGCCAGUGUUGGUUGGUGUGGGCAGAGUGCUGCAAACAAUAAUAAUCUCUUAGUUGAUGACCAGAGAGAAUUUGAAGAACCCAGUAAUAUACUUUCUAAUAUUGCCUCUGGAAUGGCUGAAGUUCAGCGUUUUAUGAUGGCUUCUAUUGAACCGAUCUGGAGCCCCGGGGGGCAUAGCAUUGCCUCAGGUACUUGCCAGUCACUUGAGGUAAACAGCCUGAAAUGGAAAACUUUGAAUAUUUUGGGUGGUACAAUGUCAGAAUCCAAAAAGAAAUCAAAUAGUUCUUUGCCUGCUAAAAACCGGAGAGCAACAGCCAAGGCCUUAAGUAACAAAAAUCCUGCAAAAUCCACAGUUCCUCAUAUUGCUGCACCAACCGGUCCUAACAAUGAAUUUCAUUUCAGUUCUGGCAUGCGAGGUGGCAUUUUUGACAGAAGCUCUGAUACUUCAAGUAUUCCUGCCAGUAACGGUCCCAUCCACAAAAAAAUGUACCGUCACAAAGCAACAUUAAAAUUGUCAGGGGAUGAAAAGAGUAAGGUAAAGAGAGCAGAGCACGAACAGCAACACAAGAGCCCAUCUGUGACAGCCUCUCUUGAGAAACUGAGGUAA
Messenger RNA from Carcharodon carcharias (great white shark), 4547 nucleotides. It is a transcript of the gene nexmifb, whose product is annotated as neurite extension and migration factor b. Gene Ontology annotation, biological process: negative regulation of cell adhesion mediated by integrin; negative regulation of cell-cell adhesion mediated by cadherin; negative regulation of cell-matrix adhesion. The transcript has 3 exons. The coding region runs from base 207 to 4547 and encodes 1446 amino acids. NCBI's taxonomy places the organism in Eukaryota, Metazoa, Chordata, Chondrichthyes, Lamniformes, Lamnidae. The record is from RefSeq and is a predicted model, not a curated record. Gene Ontology annotation, cellular component: nucleus.